GUGGAAAGUAAAAUAACUAACAAAUCUAGGUGGGAUUCAAUAAACUUUUUAGAGAAAUUAUUUUUAACUUGGGUUUACCCUCUAUUCUGGAAGGGAUGGCGAACAGAGAGUCUAUCGUACGAACACUUAAGCCGAUGCUCUAAAGACGAUGAGGCGCUUGUAGUGGUUCAACAAUUGGAAAGCAAUUGGGACAUUGAACGCCGUAAGCGUAAUCCUAAAUUCUGGUGGGCGUUGCUUAAGACUUUUGGCUUACAGUUUAUAAUCCCGGUCACUAUUUUUGGCACCGGGGAAUGUAUAGUGCGAAUUGGUCAGCCCCUACUUCUGGGCUUUGUGCUUGACUAUUUCAGAGGAGCCAACCACAUGAGUUAUCAACAUGCCUGUAUGGCUGCGGGUGGUAUUGUAGUUUGUUCAGCCCUGUACAUCACACUACACCACCCGUGCCUAAUGCGUAACCUACAGGUGGGCAUGAGAUUGCGUAACGCGUGCACUACUCUCAUGUACCAAAAGUGUUUAAAACUGAGCCAAUCAUCGCUAGCAAAGACCACUGUCGGC
Medioppia subpectinata is the source of this 552-nucleotide messenger RNA. Lineage: Eukaryota; Metazoa; Arthropoda; Arachnida; Sarcoptiformes; Oppiidae. The record is from the annotation of a GenBank genome assembly.